Molecule: messenger RNA, 951 nt
Organism: Suillus plorans
Lineage: Eukaryota; Fungi; Basidiomycota; Agaricomycetes; Boletales; Suillaceae
Exons: 5
Coding region: 1-951 (316 amino acids)
Source: RefSeq, a predicted model, not a curated record
AUGGACCAACAAAUGAGUCAAUCAAUCAAGCUGAGAGCAGCUCUGACCACAAGGAUCAAGGAAAUUAUGGGAAAAUCAUCAGCAACAGGGAUUUUCAGAGGGGGGAUAUUGCAAACUCACCUUCUACACAAAGCAAGAUUAAGAAUUGGACAUGAGCUAGACAGUUGCUUAGCAACACGUGAUGUCAACUUCCAUGCUUCUGCGUCAAUCUCAGAAUAUGAGAUCAAUCGAGCUGCACUGACAGUUGCCCAUGCCAUGGUAAAUCCUUAUUAUGUGGAUUGGGAUGUUGACAGAUUUGCCGAAAUGGCCAAAGUCUCUACACCUAAAUCUGAUGGUCCCCUCGCUAAUACCAAUCAGCUACCAAAGUACUUUUCUGCAGCUAUGAUCGGUAAAAUUUCAGCACCAGCUACUAUUGUGGACAGGCAAGGUAAAAUUUUAACAAUUUACUUGCCAAAUAUUUUGUCUUCUUCUCGGGUUGAAUAUGUGAACUCAGCCACUAAGGGUUUACGGACUUUACUUCUUGAAACAAUUACGUCCUCCACCCAACAGUCUUGGCGAUCUCAAGGCUUUGUUGUCCCAGAGGGGGGUGGAGAAUUUGGAGCAGGCAGAGUCACAGUAUCACCAGCAUAUUUUAUGCAAAGACACGAGAGACUGGAAGACCCAAUGGUUACCUCGGCUUCCUAUAAGUCUGUGGAAGUCCAAGAGUGGCUAGCUGCUUUAUCAGCUACUGAAUCUUUCUGGAAUGCCAUUACCGCUGUAUCGGCUCCAGAUCUAUUCGAAGCAGGCACCUUGGCAAUCACUCGUAUUAUUGAGGAACUUCAAGGUUCUGAUAGAACAUCACCACCCAUCUGUGAUUGGCCCUCGAUCUUCUCAGGAUUGGAAAUAAUUGCAAAUCGUACAACUUUAUCACACAGAGAUUCUGGUGGCGCACCAUUUCUUUUGAUCUUCUGA